Molecule: messenger RNA, 2065 nt
Organism: Caenorhabditis elegans
Lineage: Eukaryota; Metazoa; Nematoda; Chromadorea; Rhabditida; Rhabditidae
Gene: npr-4
Product: G-protein coupled receptors family 1 profile domain-containing protein
Exons: 11
Coding region: 107-1579 (490 amino acids)
Biological process (GO): signal transduction; G protein-coupled receptor signaling pathway; neuropeptide signaling pathway
Cellular component (GO): membrane
Molecular function (GO): G protein-coupled receptor activity; neuropeptide Y receptor activity
Source: RefSeq, marked reviewed
CCCAGCUUGCCUUGGCACCAGGCUCUCAUUUAAUCACGAUAUCAACACAAAGUUUACGGAGAAUUGCAACUGAAAAGUUGUUAGGUGAAGACACAUAUACAGAACAAUGUUACUGGAAAUUGGCACAAUAACAAUCGGGAAUAUAACCCGAGCAAGAAAGUUUGGAGAAAGAAUGAAUGGCUCCGAUUGUCUGAAUCUCAACUCAGAAUUAUGGUUGUAUCGAGAAGAUUUGUCAUCAAGGUGGUACAUAAUGUUAGUGUUUGCAUUUCUCUACCUGAUAAUCAUUGCCGCCGGAAUAAUUGGAAACUCAUGUGUGAUUUUGGCAAUCACAAGGAACAAAUCACUUCAAACUGUUCCGAAUCUGUUUAUUCUUUCUUUAUCAUGUUCUGAUAUUGUGGUAUGCUGCACAUCUGCAACAAUCACUCCGAUUACUGCAUUCAAGAAAGAAUGGAUCUUUGGAGAGGCUUUAUGCCGAAUUGCACCAUUCAUUGCUGGUAUCAGCCUUUGUUUCUCAACUUUCACAUUGACUGCAAUCUCCAUCGACAGAUACAUCCUGAUUCGAUUUCCGAUGAGGAAACCUAUUACGCAUUAUCAAGCGGUUGGAGUGAUUGCUAUUAUUUGCGCUUUUGCUGCAACCAUCACAUCCCCAAUAAUGUUCAAGCAAAAGCUGGGAGAGUUUGAGAAUUUUUGUGGGCAGUACUGCACGGAAAACUGGGGAGCCAAUGAAAGCCAGAGAAAAAUUUAUGGUGCAGCUCUGAUGUUUCUUCAGCUCGUCAUUCCGCUUACCAUCAUCAUCAUAUCCUACACUGCGAUUUCUUUGAAGAUCGGACAAAGCAUGAUUCUCAAAGGGGCGAAAAAGCAAAAAACAGACAAUUGGGAAAUGGAAUUAAGUGAUCAACAAAGAAUCGCUGUGAAGAGAAGACAAAGAACUAAUAGAAUGCUUAUUGGUAUGGUAGUCGCAUUCGCUUGCAGCUGGAUUUGGUCAGUGACGUUCAACAUUCUGAGGGACUAUGAAUAUUUGCCAGAGCUCAUCAAAACUCAAGAAUAUAUCUUUGGAAUUGCUACACAUUGCAUUGCAAUGACCUCAACGGUAUGGAACCCGUUACUCUACGCAGUGCUCAACCUCCAACUGCGUGCAGCAUUCAUUGACCUGAUGCCUCACUGGCUUCGUCGUCAUUUAAACCUGGAAGGAGACAACAGCUCUCCAUUGCUCAACCAUCCGACGAUGACAAUUACAAACAAGUACGGAUCAACUGCAACAAAGACCGUCAAAGCAACAUACAUUAAUACCAGCAAUGGACAACCAUACGUGUCAACAAGUUUAGUGGGUAAAGUGCAACCAGAAGCACCUAGUUUUAAAUUUAACGGAUCCGGCCGCAAAAAGUCGGCAAUGAUGCGAAUUCUAGUGCAAAAAAGAAAUGCAGAAGAAGAAGAGCAACUAAUCACAAAAGAAUCACCGUCACCACCAGAAAUCCAAAUGGAUACUCUAUGUGCGGCAUCCAUAAUCCCUCGAAGGAAGAGUGCCCAGCCAAGGUCCACAAAUGAAAAAGUUGUGCUACCAAGGAAGGCUUCUUUCUAAAUUAUGGCCCUAGUCCCGCUGUUUCGGUUACUGCCGGUUGAUCAUCUUCUUCUGUGAACAAAAAUGAAUUUAAACGUGUAUUUUAUUUCGAACUUUUCAAUUUUUACCCAACUUUUUGAAACAGCAGUUCCAGUUUUCUUCUAGCGAGUUUGUACAGCAUCAAGCACACAGUUCCCAGAUAUCGAUCAAUAAUUUAUAGAAAUUAUCACGUUGACUCCAUACGCUCCAUAUUUUAUUAUUCUACAUUCCUUGAAUUUUUUAAUUGUUUUCAAGUCCAACUUACCACAAACAGAUUAACACCUUGCAACUGGUUUUAUGUAUUUAUUACCGAUGACUGCUAACAAAUUUUCUAAAUUUUUGUUUUUUGACCUCUCACAUUUCAUCCCUUAUUUUUGUAUGGGAACGUUUGCCGUUUCAGGCAAUUGCUUUUCGUGUUCCAAUGUUUGUCUGCUUAUGUAUUUACAAAUAAAAUCUGUACUUUGAAAU